UUAUGAAUGAGCUUCUCUAAAGGUUUUCUGAUAACAUUUUUCAAAGUAUCACAAUAAUUCAGGGAUACGACUUAAUCCCCAUGAUUGAUAUUUCCAAUUUUGUCGUUAAUACCAAAUCUUUAAAUAAUUAUUGCAUGUGCUGCGUUCGCAUAUUUUUUCUGACUCAUGAUCCAUUUCGUCCGCGACCAUCGGGGACAUCACGAGGUCACACCUUCCUUUCACCGCCAAAUUAAAGGUCUCAAGCUUUCAUUGUGGUUAGUGGGCUUCAUACUUGUAUUCGAUGUUUGUUUUGCCGACGGUAAAGAAAUAUUUUUUCCAUUGCUGCAAUUUUUUGGAUCAUAUCCGGAUCGCUUCAUGGUAUAUUAUAAGCCUAAAAUUACGGCGUUGGUGGCUCAAGCUUACUAUGCUUUUAAGAAAAUUGAUGAUUCCGAACAAGUGACUGCUGCCUGGAAUUUUACUGUAGCAUUAGUUACGCUGGUGUGUGUGCAUCACGUUGCUGACACAAUUAGAAAGUCCGUCGCGAGUCGACUGAGAACUGUAGUAGCGUUAGAAUCCAAUCUUUGAUCGAUCGAUCAAACCGCAAAUUUCAAGUUUUCAUUUUGAACGAAAUGUAUUUGCAAUAAUUAAGUAUCAAUGGCUCAGGCCUAGACCAGGCCAAACCUGUGC
Messenger RNA from Plasmopara halstedii, 666 nucleotides. RefSeq lists its product as uncharacterized. The record is from RefSeq and is a predicted model, not a curated record. The transcript has a single exon. Lineage: Eukaryota; Oomycota; Peronosporomycetes; Peronosporales; Peronosporaceae. Bases 166 to 564 code for a protein of 132 amino acids.